Molecule: messenger RNA, 3219 nt
Organism: Condylostylus longicornis
Lineage: Eukaryota; Metazoa; Arthropoda; Insecta; Diptera; Dolichopodidae
Gene: Cpr
Product: NADPH--cytochrome P450 reductase
Exons: 8
Coding region: 467-2500 (677 amino acids)
Biological process (GO): response to hormone
Cellular component (GO): cytosol
Molecular function (GO): flavin adenine dinucleotide binding; NADPH-hemoprotein reductase activity; FMN binding
Source: RefSeq, a predicted model, not a curated record
AGUUUAGCUUUAUUCGAGUUAGGGUUGUAUACUUGUAAUGUGCCUUUUGCCGUAUAUUUAUUAUUAUUAAAUUUAAAAAAUUUAAAUAUUUUAUAAAUUUUAUGAUACAAAGAACAAAAUUUUUUUGAUGAAUUAAGUUGAAAUUGAGUUAGCCAGUAAUUAGCAACAUUGGAAAAAAAAUAAUAAAAAAUUUAAGAAAAGAAAAAAUUUUAUGAUUAAUUUUUUAGAAAUUUAAAAAAUUAAAUAUUUAAUAUUAAAAGAAAAUUGUUAAGGCUGUGAGUUUUUAAUUAAAAAACAAGAAAAUUUUAAUUGCAGUAUUAAUAAAAUAAUUUAACAAAAUAAUUGGAAUUUGGAUUUUAAUAAUAAAUUUUUAUAAAAAAUAAUUAAAAGUAACAACAUUUGAUUUUAUUUAGUAAUUUUUGUUUUUUUUUACAUUGAACUAAAUUAUUGAAUACAACAGCAUAAAAUGGCUGAAAUAGAAAAGGAAAUUUUAACUGGUGAAGCGGCCGGUGAUGAACCAUUUUUAGGCACAUUGGAUAUUAUUUUACUUGCAAUUUUAAUGAUUGGUGGAGCAUGGUAUUUCUUUAAGAAUAAAAAGAAAGAAGAAGAACCAAUACGAUCAUAUUCAAUACAACCUACAACCGUUAAUACUGCAUCAAUGGCCGAAAAUUCAUUUAUUAAAAAAUUAAAUGCAUCUGGUAGAAAGUUAGUUGUAUUUUAUGGAUCUCAAACUGGUACAGCUGAAGAGUUUGCUGGACGUUUAGCUAAAGAAGGUAUUCGUUAUCAAAUGAAAGGUAUGGUUGCCGAUCCUGAGGAAUGUGAUAUGGAGGAGUUAUUAAAAAUGAAAACUAUACCAAAUUCAUUAGCUGUGUUUUGCUUGGCGACAUACGGUGAAGGAGAUCCAACUGAUAAUUGUAUGGAAUUUUAUGAAUGGAUAACAAACGGCGAUGCUGAUAUGUCUGGAUUAAAUUAUGCUGUGUUUGGCUUAGGAAAUAAAACUUACGAACAUUAUAAUAAAGUUGCUGUAUACGUUGAUAAAAGAUUGGAAGAAUUAGGUGCAAAUCGAGUGUUUGAAUUGGGACUCGGAGAUGAUGAUGCAAACAUUGAAGAUGAUUUUAUUACAUGGAAAGAUCGUUUCUGGCCAGCUGUUUGUGAUCACUUUGGUAUUGAAGGUGGUGCUGAAGAAGUUUUAAUUCGUCAAUAUAAAUUAAUCGAACAACCUGAUGUUCAAUCUGAUAGAAUUUAUUCUGGUGAAAUUGCACGUUUGCAUUCAUUAACUAAUCAACGCCCACCAUUUGACGCUAAAAAUCCGUUCUUGGCUCCAAUAAAAGUUAACAAAGAAUUGCACAGGGGUGGUGGUCGUUCGUGUAUGCAUAUUGAGUUAGAUAUUGAAGGUUCAAAAAUGCGUUAUGAUGCAGGUGACCAUGUUGCAAUGUAUCCAACAAAUGAUAAAGAAUUAGUAGAAAAAUUGGGUCAACUUUGUAGUGCUGACUUAGAUAUAGUGUUCUCACUAAAUAAUACUGAUUUGGAAAGUAGCAAAAAACAUCCAUUCCCAUGUCCAACGACAUAUCGAACUGCCUUGACGCAUUAUUUAGAAAUAACUGCCAUUCCUAGAACACAUAUUCUAAAAGAAUUAGCAGAGUAUUGUAGUGACGAGAAAGAAAAAGAAUUUUUGAGAAGUAUGGCUUCAAUAACUCCUGAUGGAAAACUUAAAUAUCAAUCAUGGAUUCAAGAUGCAAGUCGAAAUAUUGUGCAUAUAUUAGAAGAUAUGAAGUCAUGUAAACCACCAAUCGAUCAUUUAUGUGAAUUGUUACCAAGAUUACAACCCAGAUAUUACUCUAUUUCAUCAUCAGCUAAGAUUCAUCCAACCAAUGUUCAUGUUACUGCAGUUCUUGUUAAUUAUAGAACAUCAACUGGACGGAUUAAUAAAGGUGUUUGCACUACAUAUUUACAACAACGUUGCCCUAAAAAUCCAGAUGCUUUACCACGAGUUCCAAUAUUCAUUCGUAAAAGUCAGUUCCGUUUGCCGGCAAAAUCUGAAAUUCCAAUUAUUAUGAUCGGCCCUGGAACUGGUUUAGCUCCAUUUCGAGGUUUCAUUCAAGAGCGUCAGUUCCAAAAAUCUGAAGGUAAAGCAGUUGGUGAUACUAUUUUAUAUUUUGGAUGUAGGAAGAAGAGUGAAGAUUAUAUUUAUCAAGAGGAAUUAGAGGAAUUUGAGAAAAGUGGUGUUCUAACUCUAAAAGUGGCCUUUUCACGUGAUCAAGCUCAAAAGGUUUAUGUCACUCAUUUAUUAGAAAAAGAUGCUGAAUUAGUUUGGAAAAUAAUUGGAGAAAAUAAAGGUCAUGUAUACAUUUGCGGUGAUGCCAAAAAUAUGGCGACUGAUGUUAGAAAUAUAUUAACAAAAAUUAUUUGCACUCAUGGAAGUAUGAAUGAGGCGGAGGCACAACAGUUCUUGAAGAGAAUGGAAGCGCAAAAGAGAUAUUCAGCCGAUGUAUGGAGUUAAUUUUAGUUAAAUUUUACAAUGAAAAAUUAAAAAGCCUAUUUAACAAAAUCAAAUUAAAUUUUAUACAAUAAUUUAAUUGAAUGAGAAUCAAUGUUCACGUUAAAGUAAUCAUUUUUUAUAUUUAUUUUAAUUUUUACACAAACAUAUGAGUAAGUGCCUCUAUCAUUCAAAAGCUUAGUAAUUUUUUUUAAAUUCUUUACCUUAAAAGUAAUUGCAUCUGAAAUUUUAUUAAAAAAUUGCCUGUAAAUUAAAUUGGAAAGGGACUAUUAUUAUAAUAUAAAUAAAUUUAUAUUUUUUUCGUAAUUUAAAUACGUAUACAAAAUUGAACAAAGUAAAAGAAAAUUAAAUUAAAAAAGGAUUUUUGACUUUUGCUGUGCAAUUUUCAUGAUUUGAAAAAGGAUUUUUUUUUCUAAUCAAUUCUGAUUUUGUUGGGAUUUUGUUUUUGAUAUUUACAAAGGUUAAAUGUUUUUAAAUGAUAUUUUAAGUAAUAAAGUACUCAUAUUUAAUUAUGAGAUUUAUAAGAAUAGUUUAAAUAUAAAUUCAUAUUUGUUAGUUAUUAAGUAGGACAUUAUUAUAUAAUUUUAAUAUGAUGUCAUAUAUUAGAAUUGGAUUUAUAUAUGUAUAAUUGUUUUAACAACUUUUUGUAAUUUCAACAUUGUCAGAAAAAAUAACAAAGAAAAUAUAGUUGUCUAGAUUUUUUAAUGAUUAAAGCGAUUAUA